Messenger RNA from Oryza brachyantha (malo sina), 1904 nucleotides. RefSeq names its product serine/threonine-protein kinase STY8-like. Gene Ontology annotation, biological process: protein phosphorylation. Gene Ontology annotation, molecular function: ATP binding; protein kinase activity. The transcript has 14 exons. Lineage: Eukaryota; Viridiplantae; Streptophyta; Magnoliopsida; Poales; Poaceae. The coding region runs from base 186 to 1733 and encodes 515 amino acids. The record is from RefSeq and is a predicted model, not a curated record.
GGUGGGAGUCAGAAAGCAAAAAAGUCGUCAGGCGAGGCGUUACAAUAUCUGCUCUGGAUAAGAAGAAGAAGAAGAGCAAUAUUCUCAAAAUGAAGUGAAAUGGAACUAAACUGGGUUCAAAUUUGGCUUUGGGUAUUUAUUUGUUUGGCCUCGUCGUCUUGGUGUAGGUGAGUGCGGGGGAAGGCAUGGGGGAGAGCUGGAGCUCGAGGUGGUGGGCGGGGGAGGUGCAGGUGAAGGAGAAGGACCCCGAGGAGAUGAAGAUGAAGCUGUACGAGCGCAUGGUGCAGACGUACAGGGAGGAGGAGUUCCCGGAGGAGGCGUCGGCGUUCCUCCCUCACCUGGCGCGCCUCCCCGACAGAUACCUCUUCGACCUCGGCGUCCACCGCCCCGACGACCUCCUCCUCCACUGGACCAUCCUCUCCCGCUGCGCCCACCCGCAAAACCGCCCCGUCUUCCACGCCCGCUUCCACAAGUGCGUUCCUGAUUCCGCCGCCGCCCCACCAUGCCACACCCUCAGCUUGGACAGAAGAACUAAGUCAAAGCCUCUUGGGGGCUCCAUCUCCAUCUCCUCUAGGGAUCAAAAAACUAAACUUCUUCAUGAGAUUAUUUUCUCUUCCCUCGACAAGCCCAAGCUUCUUAGCAGGCUAACUGCAUUGCUCUCCGAGGUUGGAUUGAAUAUUCGCGAAGCCCAUGUUUACUCAACAACUGAUGGCUUUUGUUUGGACGUUUUUGUUGUUGAUGGCUGGCACACAGAGGACACAGAUGAUUUGAUCAUCAAGAUUAAGGAGGAAUUAUCGCGCAAAAAUGCAUCAUCAUCUAAUUCAACAGAUUCUUCCGCCUCUGAGAAAAUACUUGAGCUACAACAGCAGGUUGGAGAUUCUGAAAUUGACUGGAACUUGCUAACAACGGGGGAAAAGAUUGCGACUGGAUCUUCUGCUGAUUUAUUUCGAGGAACUUACAAUGGUGUUGAUGUUGCUGUAAAGAUUCUCAGAACUUCUCCUUACAACAAUCCGUCAGAAGUUGAGUUCUUGCAGGAAAUACUUAUUCUUAGGAGUGUUAAUCACGAAAAUAUUCUUCAAUUUUAUGGGGCAUGCACAAGGCCUCCAAAGUAUUGCAUUGUAACAGAAUACAUGCCUGGAGGGAAUCUAUACGAAUUCCUCCAUAAGCAAAAGAAUGUUUUGGACCCUCUUACGGUUUUAAGGAUUGCUAUCAGUAUUUCAAAGGGGAUGGAUUAUCUGCAUCAGAAUAACAUCAUUCAUAGAGAUCUGAAGACUGCAAACCUGCUCAUAGGUUAUCAUCAAGUAGUAAAGAUUGCAGACUUUGGUGUGGCUCGACAAGGAAAUCAGGUGGGACAAAUGACUGCUGAAACUGGAACCUACAGAUGGAUGGCGCCCGAGAUCAUUAACCAUAAACCUUAUGAUCACAAAGCAGAUGUGUUCAGCUUUGCUAUUGUUCUGUGGGAGCUGGUAACUUCGAAGGUCCCAUAUGAUAAUAUGACACCCUUACAGGCUGCACUAGGAGUUAGGCAGGGAUUUCGCUUGGAGAUUCCCUCAAGUGUGCACCCAAGAUUGUCAAAACUGAUUCAGCAAUGUUGGGACGAAGAUCCUGAUGUUCGGCCCGUUUUCGCAGAGAUUGUCAUUGAACUUGAAGACAUCUUACAGCAUUCCCAGGCAAACAGCAGGGGAGGCAGUCGGCGUUCUAGAGCUAAGAUACAGAAGAAAUCACCUCAAUAGAGCACCAUACAAAAGGUUAUCUUGCUCUUUGUUAUAUUUUUUUUUCAUUUUGGUAAAACGAGCUAACUUGUAGUUGCUUUCUUAGCAACUCCACAAAAUGUAAUUUCGUUAGGUUCCCUUCAAAUGAAGGUAUAUGCGUAUAUAUGCACUUGUCGAUUUGAUAGCAUUCAC